CUUCGCCGCCGACCUCUGCCUACCCGUUCGCCAUGCUCAGUGCCAGCCGUACUGCCGUUGCCCGCCUCGCCGGAGCCGCAUCCCGGGGCCCGGCUACCGGCCUCCGCCAGGAUGGCUGGAAUGGUCUCAGUCAUGAGGCUUUUCGAAUCAUUUCAAGACGAGACUAUGCAUCAGAGGCAAUCAAGGGGGCUGUUAUUGGUAUUGACUUGGGCACAACUAACUCCUGUGUGGCAGUAAUGGAAGGGAAACAAGCAAAGGUGUUGGAGAAUGCCGAAGGUGCCAGAACCACUCCCUCAGUUGUAGCCUUCACAGCAGACAAUGAACGCCUUGUUGGCAUGCCUGCCAAACGACAGGCAGUCACCAACCCAAACAACACAUUUUAUGCCACCAAACGCCUCAUUGGCCGUCGAUUUGAGGAUCCUGAAGUGCAGAAAGACAUUAAAAACGUUCCUUUCAAAAUUGUCCAUUCCUCCAAUGGUGAUGCCUGGUUAGAAGCCCAUGGGAAGCUCUAUUCCCCAAGUCAGAUAGGUGCAUUUGUGUUGAUGAAGAUGAAGGAGACUGCAGAAAACUAUCUAGGACAUUCAGCAAAAAAUGCUGUUAUCACUGUGCCUGCUUAUUUCAAUGAUUCUCAGCGACAGGCCACCAAAGAUGCUGGGCAAAUAUCUGGCCUUAAUGUGCUUCGAGUGAUUAACGAACCUACAGCUGCUGCCUUGGCUUAUGGCUUAGACAAAUCUGAAGACAAAAUCAUUGCUGUGUACGACUUAGGUGGUGGAACUUUUGAUAUUUCUAUCCUGGAAAUUCAGAAAGGUGUAUUUGAGGUGAAAUCUACCAAUGGGGAUACUUUCCUAGGCAGUGAAGACUUUGACCAGGCCUUGCUCCAGCACAUUGUGAAGGAAUUCAAGAGAGAGACAGGACUUGACCUGACCAAAGACAAUAUGGCUCUUCAGUGAGUACGGGAGGCCUCUGAGAAGGCCAAGUGUGAGCUUUCUUCUUCUGUGCAGACUGACAUCAACUUACCAUAUUUGACUAUGGAUGCUUCUGGGCCCAAGCACUUGAACAUGAAGCUAACUCGAGCUCAGUUUGAGGGUAUUGUCACUGAUCUCAUCAGGAGGACUAUUGCUCCAUGCCAGAAGGCCAUGCAAGAUGCUGAAGUCAGCAAGAGUGACAUUGGAGAAGUCAUCCUAGUUGGUGGCAUGAGCAGAAUGCCCAAGGUUCAGCAGACAGUACAAGAACUUUUUGGCCGGGCCCCUAGUAAAGCUGUCAAUCCUGAUGAGGCUGUGGCUAUUGGAGCUGCCAUUCAGGGAGGUGUGUUAGCUGGUGAUGUCACAGAUGUGCUACUGAUGGAUGUCACUCCCCUUUCUCUGGGCAUUGAGACAUUGGGAGGCAUCUUCACCAAACUAAUCAAUACGAACACAACUAUUCCAACUAAGAAGAGCCAGGUGUUUUCUACAGCUGCUGAUGGUCAGACACAAGUGGAAAUUAAAGUGUGCCAGGGAGAGAGAGAAAUGGCUGCAGACAACAAGCUUCUUGGACAGUUUACUUUGAUUGGAAUUCCACCAGCCCCACAUGGAGUUCCACAGAUUGAAGUCACAUUUGAUAUUGAUGCUAAUGGGAUUGUACAUGUUUCUGGAAAGGAUAAAGGCACAGGACGUGAACAACAAAUUGUGAUCCAGUCUUCUGGUGGGUUAAGCAAAGAUGACAUUGAGAAUAUGGUUAAGAAUGCAGAGAAGUAUGCUGAGGAAGACAGGAGAAAGAAAGAACGUGUAGAAGCUGUCAAUAUGGCAGAAGGAAUUAUUCACGAUACUGAAACAAAGAUGGAAGAAUUCAAAGACCAACUUCCAGCAGAUGAGUGCAAUAAACUAAAAGAAGAAAUCUCUAGAAUGAGAGACCUCUUGGCUCACAAAGAUAGUGAAACAGGGGAAAACAUCAGGCAGGCAGCAUCUACUCUCCAGCAAGCAUCAUUAAAGCUCUUUGAAAUGGCAUAUAAAAAGAUGGCAUCUGAGAGAGGAUCUGGAAGUUCUACUUCUGGGGAACAGAAGGAAGAUUAGAAGGAGGGGAAGCAGUAA
This is a messenger RNA of Dromiciops gliroides (monito del monte), 2066 nucleotides long. RefSeq names its product stress-70 protein, mitochondrial-like. Gene Ontology annotation, cellular component: mitochondrion; cytoplasm. NCBI's taxonomy places the organism in Eukaryota, Metazoa, Chordata, Mammalia, Microbiotheria, Microbiotheriidae. The record is from RefSeq and is a predicted model, not a curated record. Gene Ontology annotation, biological process: protein refolding; cellular response to unfolded protein. Gene Ontology annotation, molecular function: misfolded protein binding; ATP binding; ATP-dependent protein folding chaperone.